ACGCGCACAACAUCCCUUUCAAACAAAACAAUUGUUUAAUAAAAACAAUUAACGCAUUCGAUAGUCGAUAAAUAAGUUAAUAGUUUUGUUUCUCGUCUAAUCUAGGCGACCGUUUUUGUGAUAAGCGCGGUGUGUGUGUGUGUAAAGAAUUGCAUUGAAAAGUUCAAAGUGCUUUUUGUUGAGGAUACGGUUGCACGAUGAAGUUCAAAUGAUAAGGUAAAUAAUAAUGGCGUGACGGAAAACGAAAAUGGCCGCCGUAUCCGCCCAUAUGCAGGAUAUCAAGAUCCAAGACCAGAGCGAUGACGAUCCAUACUCUCCGAACACGAGGGACACGACCAGUCCAGAGUGCCACGACGAUGAGAAAUCGGAAGACAUAAGCAUCCGCUCAUCCUCUUUCUCCAUCCAUAACGUGCUUAAGAAAGAGCGGGACAACAGCAGCCCUGACAAUGUCUUUUCGACGGACAAGCUCUUGGAGAAUACACCGAAUUUCGAUGAUAGAAACACAGAGAGUGUAAGUCCCGUUGUUGAAGUGAAUGAAAGAGAAAUAAGCGUGGACGAUGGUAAUUCUUGCUGUAGCGACGACACCGUGUUGUCAGUUGGAAACGAGGCACCCGUAUCCAACUACGAAGAGAAAACCAGUCAGAAUACCCACCAAGAACUGACCUCCUUCAAACACAUACAAACACACUUGAGCGCCAUAUCGCAGCUGAGCCAAAACAUGAAUGUGGCCCAACCGCUGCUAUUACGGCCAAGCCCAAUCAACCCAAACCCAAUAAUGUUCCUAAACCAACCGCUUCUGUUCCAAAGUCCGAUCUUGAGCCAAGACUUAAAAGGUAUGCCCAACAGGCAAACAGCCAACGUGAUCAGUCCAACGUUUGGCUUAAAUUUCGGUAUGAGAUUGAAGGCCAAUCAUGAAACACGAACGAGGUCUGAUGAGAAUCGGUAUUCGAAGCCGGAAGAAUCUAGAGAUUACAUCAAUCAGAACUGCCUUAAGUUUAGUAUAGAUAAUAUUUUAAAAGCUGACUUCGGAAGGAGGAUCACCGAUCCUUUGCACAAAAGGAAAGUGAAGACGAGAUACGAGGCUAAACCUGCUCCAGCAAAAGAUACUGCGGCUUUUGCUCCGAAGCUGGACGAAGCGAGGGUACCUGACAUCAAAACACCAGACAAGGCCGGAGCCAUCGACCUUUCUAAAGACGAUAGCGGAAGCAAUUCUGGAUCAACCUCCGGUGCAACUUCAGGCGACAGUCCGAUGGUGUGGCCCGCGUGGGUGUACUGUACGAGGUACAGCGAUCGACCCAGUUCCGGAAGAAGUAAGUACGGGUCCCGCUCAGGGCUGCCACGUCCUCGCACCAGACGACCGAAGAAGCCGCCCGGAGACACCGCCAGCAAUGACGAGAAGAGACCAAGGACCGCAUUCUCCGGGCCACAACUCGCGAGGCUAAAGCACGAGUUCGCAGAGAACCGGUAUCUGACAGAGCGGCGGCGGCAGAGCCUCGCAGCGGAGCUGGGCCUCGCCGAGGCGCAGAUCAAGAUCUGGUUCCAGAACAAACGGGCCAAGAUCAAGAAGGCGUCGGGCCAGAGGAACCCGCUGGCGCUGCAGCUCAUGGUCCAGGGUCUCUACAACCACAGCACCGUGCCGCUGACAAAGGAAGAAGAGGAAUUAGAGAUGAAAGCGAGAGAAAGAGAGAGAGAGCUGAAGAAUAGAUGUUAAAACGGCUUUCAGUAAGAGUGGUAAUGUGUUCUUGACAAUAUUCCUAAAACUUACCUUAAAAUCUAAAACUUACUCUUUUACUGGUGGUAGGACGUCUUGUGAGUCCGCGCGGAUAGGUA
Molecule: messenger RNA, 1830 nt
Organism: Bombyx mandarina (wild silkworm)
Lineage: Eukaryota; Metazoa; Arthropoda; Insecta; Lepidoptera; Bombycidae
Gene: Inv
Product: invected homeodomain
Biological process (GO): multicellular organism development; neuron differentiation; regulation of transcription by RNA polymerase II
Cellular component (GO): nucleus
Molecular function (GO): DNA-binding transcription factor activity, RNA polymerase II-specific; RNA polymerase II cis-regulatory region sequence-specific DNA binding
Source: RefSeq, a predicted model, not a curated record